This is a messenger RNA of Xylaria bambusicola, 1463 nucleotides long. RefSeq lists its product as uncharacterized. NCBI's taxonomy places the organism in Eukaryota, Fungi, Ascomycota, Sordariomycetes, Xylariales, Xylariaceae. Gene Ontology annotation, molecular function: terpene synthase activity; magnesium ion binding. The record is from RefSeq and is a predicted model, not a curated record. Bases 126 to 1337 code for a protein of 403 amino acids. Gene Ontology annotation, biological process: diterpenoid biosynthetic process. The transcript is spliced from 3 exons.
CACCUAUAGGUGUGGUGCAGAGGCGCCCCUUUCCCAUCCCAAGAUACCACUCUUGACAUAAACCCAAUCUUUCGCAUUUGUACGGGAAUGUUGGAAUGAUACUAGCUUGACAUUUCGCGCUCACCAUGGAGGCAUCUCUCUCACUUCAAGCAGAAUCUCUCAUUGCAAGGCUUGCUAUGAGAUGCUCCAAGAAUGACGAUUUCGGUUCCAUGUCAUCCUCGAUAUACGAUACUGCAUGGUUAGCAAUGAUAAAGAAACCUGACGGCCAAGAAUGGUUGUUUCCGGAAUGCUUUGACUUUAUUCUGAAGUGUCAACAACCACUAGGCGACUGGGAUUCGUAUUCAACAUCCAUGGAUGGCAUACUGAACACCGCUGCAAGUUUGUUGGCUCUCAGGAAACAUUUAGAAGAGUCUCCUGGGAAUGUCGACUGGGUGGCAAGGAGUAUAAAGGCCGAGCGAAUUCUGGGCAGGAUGCUUGAUUCCUUGGAUGUCAACAAUGCUGAUCAGGCGACGUUUGGUAUACUGAUUAUCAAGCAUGUAGAACUGUUACGCGAUCACGGUAUUAUCCUGAAGUCUCGUAAACUUGAAGACCUCCGGAAGUUUCGCGAAAUGAAGCUGGCCAUGCUGUCUCCGACUUCAGUUUACGACACUCCUUCUACGUUAUACUACUCUCUCGAAGCCCUGAUAGGACAUAUAGACUACGAUAAAAUAUCUCGUUGGCGAGAGCCUAAUGGGUCAAUGAUGGGUUCCCCAUCAUCAACAGCUGCAUAUCUCAUGUAUGCAUCAUCGUGGGACAGUUCAGCCGAAACAUACCUCAGAAAUGUAUUGAAGUUCGGGUAUGGAAACGGUGACGGAGGAGUACCUUCUGCCUUUCCUUCAUCUCUUUUUGAGACUGCUUGGACAGUUUCUACUCUUUUAGGAGCUGGAUUCCAUAUUGCGGAAGAUGAAGCUAGAACCGUUGGGACAUUCCUGCAACAAGCUCUGGAGCUAAAAGGCGUCGUCGGGUUUGCCCCUGGAUCAUACCCUGACGCUGACGACGCUGCGAAGACUCUGAUAACGCUCCGUAGUCUUGGAUACUCGCCAAGUGCUGACGGUCUUCUCGCUUUCGAGACGCAAAGCCAUUUCACAACUUACCCCAAAGAGCGGUACCCGAGCUUCAGUACGAACUGCCAUGUACUUAGCGCACUUCUUAAGAGCAGUGAUCCGGUUCGCUAUGUCUCUCAAAUUCAUAAAGCGACUGUCUAUUUGACCUCGCGCGCACUCGCGAGUCGCUGGGGAGAUAAAUGGGUAAGGGGACUGCUACACAUGUCACAAUCUCAGCAGAUAUACUUACAUUGAAACUUAGAAUCGUUCGAAGUACUACGCUAUGAUGUUGCUAGCACAGUCUUACGAGUCACUAUAUCGGCACCUGGACUUGGCUAAGGAAGUAUUCAAGAUUCUGCCGGACUUGGAAGACCAAAUCCC